Molecule: messenger RNA, 343 nt
Organism: Rotaria sp. Silwood1
Lineage: Eukaryota; Metazoa; Rotifera; Eurotatoria; Philodinida; Philodinidae
Source: the annotation of a GenBank genome assembly
AUGUAUAUUCGUCGUUUUGAAGAAUUAAAUUAUUUUAAAAAACCAUUAACAAUUCAUGAAUCUGAACAGACAAUAAUUCAACGAAGACGACACUAUAGAAAAAUUCUUCGUUCAAAUUAUAAUCAUAUUGAUGAUUUAAAAUUAGCAUUUAGUGAACUUUAUUUAUUAUUAGUACUCUUACAAAAUUAUCAAACAUUAAAUUAUAUGGGUUUUAAAAAAAUUUUAACUAAACAUGAUAAAUUAUUUCAUAGAUUAAAUGGAAUUGAAUGGUUUAAAACAAAUAUUGAUUCAUCACCAUUUGUUAGCAAUCAACAAGUAUCAAGUUUAAUUGAUGAAGUUGAAA